AUAUUCACACACGGUAAAAACAGUUCUCUCUAUCUUCCUUCUCUCUCGCAUCAUCAACUCAGUCUCUCUCUCUCUCUUCUCUGCCAACAAUGGUUGGGUUUCUCUCGACUUAUGGUUUCUGCAUCAAAAUCGAUCCAUCAUCACGUCAUUCAUUCUAUCUCCAUUAUCGAUUCAUCAUUCUCUCUUACCCUCCUCUUACCAUCAUUCAUCUGAAUCAGGGAACGCACACUCAUUGACUCGCACGGAUUUCUUCACUCUCAUCGCUGAGAAGUUGAUGUUCAUGUAGCUAAUUCGAGACGAAACUAAGAUUAGCACAAUCCAUGAUUUGUGAGUUAUCUGAAGUGAUCGAAAGAAUUUGCAUUCCAGUCUCACCGAUAGAGAGAGAGAGAGGGAGGUAAGAAGGAAUUGAUACUCGGUCUAUAAUAUCGAUAUAUUUGUGUUCAUUUAGUUAUUUUAUCGAACAGUUGGUGCUCGAGAGAACUUUGUGGUUUUGUAUGUUAAUGGAGAAAUUCAAGCUAGAAAUGGAGUGAUGUUGGGGGAAGUCAGAAGAAGAUUUACUCUCACCUUGUUCUCUGUUACUCUUCGUACCCAUUUCAAUUCAAAAUGUCUUAAUCCAAUCCAAUUUAACUUGAGCCCCCCUUCUUACUCUACUGGAAUUGUUACAGGCCCUUUGAGAUCUCCUGGGUUCACAAUCUUUCUUUCAUCAUUUACUUCCUCAGUCUUCAAAAAUCGAAAUGUUGAUGGUGACAAUAGUGAAAACAGUGAAUUUGAUGAUGAUGAUGACAACCCAGAUGGACAACUUGGUUUCCGAGAUCAGGGUCUUGCCCCAAAUGUAGCAACCAUUUUGGAUAUUUUACAGGACCCAGGAAGCAAUAGACCUCAAGUGAAAAACAAGCUCGAGCAGUGUAAUGUCACUGCCUCAUCGGAUUUAGUUGUGGAGGUUCUUUCUCGGGUGCGCAAUGACUGGGAAUCAGCAUUCACUUUCUUUCUCUGGGCUGCAAAACAGCCGAAUUAUGCACCUUCAUUGCGUGAAUACCACUCGAUGAUUUCAAUUCUCGCAAAAAUGAGAAAGUUUGACACUGCUUGGGCCUUGGUUGAUGAAAUGAGGGGUGGUAGGACUGAUCAAUCUCUUGUGACUCCUCAGACGUUGUUGAUCUUGAUUAGGAGAUACUGUGCUGUACAUGAGGUUGGGAAGGCUAUAAACACUUUCUAUGCUCAUAAACUGUUCAAAUUUGAUGUUGGGAUGGAGGAAUUCCACAACCUUCUUUCCGCCCUAUGUAGGUACAAAAAUGUGAAAGAUGCGGAGCAUAUGCUCUUCUGCAACGAAAAUGUUUUCCCAAUUAAUACCAAGAGCUUUAACAUUAUUCUCAAUGGAUGGUGUAACAUUAUCUGUAGUCCACGUGAGGCAAAGAGAAUCUGGAGGGAGAUGAAUGACAGAGGUGUUGCACACGAUGUCAUAUCGUAUUCAAGUAUCAUUUCUUGCUAUUCAAAAUCCAGUAACCUCCAUGAGGUGCUUAAGCUUUUCAACAAGAUGAAGGCACUUGAUAUUGCUCCUGAUAGGAAAGUUUACAAUGCAGUCAUUCACGCUCUUGCUAAAGGCAGGCAUGUGAAGGAUGCUUGCAAUCUCUUGAAAACAAUGGAAGAAAAGGGUAUUGCUCUGAAUGUUGUGACUUAUAACUCACUUAUCAAGCCUCUCUGCAGGGCCCGCCAAGUAGAUGAAGCCCGAGAGGUCUUCCAUGAGAUGUUACAGCGUGGUCUAUCCCCUACCAUUCGUACUUACCAUGCCUUCUUUCGUAUUCUAAGAACUGGAGAAGAAGUGUUUGGACUCUUGGAAAAGAUGACUAAGAUGGGCUGUCAUCCAAACAAUGAUACUUGCAUCAUGUUGAUUAGAAAGUUUUGUCGAUGGCGGCAACUCAAUAAUGUCCUCAAGCUGUGGAGUGAGAUGAGCAAGUAUGGCGGCCCUGACCGAAGCUCAUACAUUGCAUUGAUACAUGGGCUCUUUUUGAAUGGAAAGUUGGAGGAAGCAUAUAAAUAUAACGAAGAAAUGAAAGAAAAGAAGUUUUUGCCGGAACCAAAGUUAGAUGAGAUGCUUCAGACUUGGAAGUCAGGUAAACAAAUUGCAAACUAUGAGGUGAUAGAUUCAAAAGACAAUCAAGUGGAUCUGAGUCAGUCAGGCAAUGAAAGCAGGGGGACCUCCAGGAAGGUGCUGAGGAAUCGUUAUUUUCUACGACAACCUGAAACUAGAAAUUUUGUGAGAGAGCGGGGAUUUUCUUUAUGGAAGCACUAGCUUUGCAACGUUGAUGAUAAAUCUUAUUGUUUCUAUAAUCAUGACUGGCUACUGCUCGCAAAUUAUUGACUUCAAGUGGUCCUGAUGACUCUAUACAGGUGCAUGACUUUUUGUUUAUUAAUCAUGUUUACUACAGGACUCCUGCCAUUUGUUCCUACUGUUACAAAUGAUGUUAUCUGUAUUGAAUCAAAUAACAUUUUGUGAAAUCUGAAAAUCGAUUUACAAUGCUCUCUUGAUUUUA
Messenger RNA from Camellia sinensis, 2528 nucleotides. RefSeq names its product Tetratricopeptide repeat (TPR)-like superfamily protein. Lineage: Eukaryota; Viridiplantae; Streptophyta; Magnoliopsida; Ericales; Theaceae. The record is from RefSeq and is a predicted model, not a curated record. Gene Ontology annotation, molecular function: protein binding.